UGUAAAUACUGCCACGCACUUCCUCACAAAACUUUCUCAACUGUGCUGCACGAGAGAAGCUCGACGAGGCCAACAGGGAGGCCGGUCUCUUUCCUAAACAUCACUGCAGAAGGUCUUUCUGACGUUAAAACAUGCCUCUGCGGCUGGACAUCAAGCGGAAGCUCACAGCACGCUCAGACCGGGUGAAGAGUGUGGAUCUGCACCCCACCGAGCCAUGGAUGGUGGUCAGUCUGUACAGCGGCACUGUGGUGGUCUGGAACCACGAGUCACAGACGAUGGUGAAAACCUUUGAGCUGUGCGACCUCCCCGUCAGAGUGGCCAAGUUUGUCGCCAGGAAGCACUGGGUCAUCACUGGAGCGGAUGACAUGCUGAUCCGUGUGUUCAAUUACAACACACUGGAGCGCGUCCACAUGUUCGAGGCGCACUCCGACUACAUCCGCUGUAUAGCUGUGCACCCUACACAGCCUUACAUCCUCACCAGCAGUGAUGACAUGUUGAUCAAGCUGUGGGACUGGGAGAGGAAGUGGUCGUGUAGUCAGGUCUUUGAGGGACAUACUCACUACGUCAUGGAGAUCGUCAUCAACCCCAAGGACAACAACCAGUUUGCCAGUGCUUCUCUGGAUCGAACCAUAAAGGUGUGGCAGCUGGGCUCCAAGACCCCCAACUUCACUCUGGAGGGCCACGAGAAGGGGGUGAACUGUAUUGAUUACUACAGCGGAGGAGAUAAACCGUACCUCAUAUCAGGAGCCGACGACCGCCUGGUCAAGAUCUGGGACUAUCAGAACAAAACGUGUGUUCAGACUCUGGAGGGUCACGCUCAGAAUGUGACCUGUGUCCGUUUCCACCCAGCGCUACCGAUCAUCCUCACAGGCUCUGAAGACGGCACAGUCAGAGUGUGGCACUCCAACACCUACCGACUGGAGAACACACUGAACUAUGGCAUGGAGAGAGUGUGGUGUAUCUGUGGCCAGCCAGGAUCCAACAGUGUGGCUUUGGGCUAUGAUGAAGGCAGCAUCAUCAUCAAGCUGGGUCGGGAGGAGCCAGCCAUGUCCAUGGACUCCAGCGGGAAGGUCAUGUGGGCGCGCCACUCCGAGGUGCAGCAGGCCAACCUGAAGGCUAUGGGAGACGCUGAGAUCAGGGACGGGGAGAGGCUCUCGCUGGGUAUCAAAGACAUGGGCAGCUGUGAGAUCUACCCUCAGACCAUCGAACACAGCCCCAACGGGAGAUUUGUAGUGGUGUGUGGAGACGGGGAGUAUAUCAUCUACACCGCCAUGGCCCUCAGGAACAAGAGCUUCGGCUCGGCUCAAGAGUUUGUCUGGGCUCACGACUCCUCACAGUACAGCACCAGGGAAGGCAACAACAUGGUGAAAAUAUUCAAGAACUUCAAAGAGAAGAAGGCUUUUAAACCUGACUUUGGAGCUGAGAAUAUCUUUGGCGGAUUCCUGCUGGGAGUGAGGUCAAACAGCGGCCUGGCCUUCUACGACUGGGAAAGUUCUGAACUAGUCCGACGCAUCGAGAUCCAACCUAAACACAUCUUCUGGUCUGACUCAGGGGAGCUUUGUUGUAUCGCUACAAGCGAGUCUUUCUUCGUGUUGCGCUACCUCCCUGAGAAAGUGGCAGCAGCACAGGAGUCCAAGGAACAGAUCACAGAGGACGGGAUAGAGGACGCCUUUGAGGUGCAAGGCGAGGUCUCAGAGGUGGUGAAAACAGGAGUGUGGGUGGGAGACUGCUUCAUCUUCACUAGCUCUCUUAACAGACUUAACUACUAUGUUGGGGGAGAGAUCAUCACCAUAGCUCACCUUGACAGGACAAUGUAUCUGCUCGGCUACAUCCCUAAAGACGAUCGUCUCUACCUUGGAGACAAGGAGCUGAACGUCAUCAGCUACUCCCUGCUGCUUUCAGUGCUGGAAUACCAGACGGCUGUCAUGAGGAGGGACUUCAACACAGCCGAUAAGGUUCUACCCACAAUCCCCAAGGAGCAGAGGAUCAGGGUUGCUCACUUUUUGGAGAAACAAGGCUUCAAACAGCAGGCACUGGCUGUCUCCACCGACCCAGAACACAAGUUUGAGCUGGCGCUGCAGCUGGGAGAGGUCAAGAUAGCCUACCAGCUGGCCUUGGAGGCAGAGUCGGAGCAGAAAUGGAAGCAGUUGGCAGAGCUGGCCACGACAAAGUGCCAGUUUAGCCUUGCCCAGGAGUGUCUGCACCAAGCUCAGGAUUACGGGGGAUUAUUGCUGUUGGCCACCGCCUCGGGCAACGCCAACAUGGUGGGAAAACUGGCUGAGGGGGCAGAGAAGGACGGGAAGACCAACGUGGCCUUCCUCACCUACUUCAUGCAGGGAAGAUUGGAAAAAUGCCUCGAGCUGCUCAUCAAAACAGACCGGCUGCCAGAAGCUGCAUUUUUGGCACGAACAUAUCUGCCCAGCCAUGUGACAAGGGUGGUGAAGCUGUGGAAGGAGAGUCUGUCCAAGGUGAACCAGAAGGCAGCAGAUGCUCUGGCUGACCCCAUCCAGUACAGCAACCUGUUCCCAGGCCUCCAGCAAGCCCUGCUGGCUGAGCAGUACCUGAAGGAGACUCAUGUCGGGGUCAGGCCUGCUGCAGAAUACCCGCUCAUCAUGCCGAAUGAGGAUCGUAAUGUUCUGGAGGAAUCUGCAAAAUAUGUGCCCAAAGGAGAGAUCCCUGUACUAGAGGACGCAGCGGCCAACGUGGAUGAAAGCGUCAUGGUCGCUCCAGUGACAGAGGAGAUACCUGCAACAACAGCAGCAGUCACAGAGGUGAUAUCUGCAACAGUAGCAGCGGUGACAGAAGCUUCAGCUCCAGAAACAGCAGAGGUGACUUCUACUGAGACUGUGGUGGAAACAGAGGACGCUCCAGAAGAACCAGCAGAAGUGGAAGAACCAAUAAUUGAUAUUCCAGUAAAACAAGAGAGUGUUGAUCUUGUUUUAGCAACAGAAGAAUCCAUCCCUGCAGCAGAGUCCUCUCUACCUGUCACUGUAACAGAGGAGCAUAUUGAAGCAAAACAAGCAGAAUCUGUGUCCCCUGAAGAGGACACCAUCGCUGCAUUAGAGGAGGCGUCUGUCCCUGUAGAGGAAGACAUACUGGAGUCCAUCGCCCCCAAAGAGCCAGAGAUGGUACAAUCCAGUCUUGUGGAUGUGGGAUCAUUAGUUGAGAAGGAUGUUCAGGAAGUUUCUGCAGCAGCUGAUGUCUGUGUUUCAGAAACAUCUAUCAUUGAGACAACAACAGAAACCGUGUUAGCUACAGAAGAAACAGAAAAUAAGACAGCGGCAACAACAGAAAUCAUUGCAACAGAGGACCUCCUGGUGAGCACUGGUCUCAUAGAGGGUACAGACAGACUAGAAGCAGACAAGCCUGUGGAUGAAGAGACGGAAAUCAACACCACAGAAGAACCAACCCUCAUAGAUAUAGCAGCAGAGGAGACUCCAGUAACAGAGGAACCUGUUUCAGAAACACAACCAUCAGCUGUCGCUACAGAUGAGCUCAUCAGCUUUGACUUCACUGACAGUUCAGACCUGGAUCCGCCCGUCCAGGUCCAAACGCUUCCAGAUUUGUCUCUUGAUCCACUACAGAACCUUCUCCAAGACACAAUGCCAGUAAUGAUGCCAGUCUCAGCACAGGAACCAGAAAAGGAAGACGACACAGCACUCCUAGUCACGCUCAAGGAGCCUGUUGUUCCUCUGCAGGCUGAGCCAGAGGUUUUAACUCCAGCAGCAGCUCCUGCAGAGAAGAAGGAAGAGAAGGCGGGUCCUGAGGGAGCUGAGGAGCCGGCAGAGGACCUCGAGGACGAGAUGGUCGAUGAUGCCCUGGAUGAUCUGGAUCUGGACAAUUUCGACCUGGAAGACAUCGACACCACAGACGUCAACCUGGAUGAUGAUUUCUUGAGUGAAUAGGAAAAGAGAAUCUUCCUCACGUCAAUCUCCAGUUUUUUAAAAGACCAAAAAACCCAAAGAGUUGUUUACAAAGAAGUCGACAGACUAAAUGACUGUUAUUUCAUGGUACUGUAGGACCAAGCUGUUUAAAAUGUAAACCUCCAGCAAAGCAGGUUUGACCUCAGAUAGAACCACAGCCUGAAAGAACCAGUCUGACCAAUCCAAGCUGUCAUUUGAAACCUUACUGGGAACAUUAAUUCAAGUUUGAAAGGGAUUUAUGCUAAAGGGAAAAUAAAGAAGAGUAAUGAAGGUGUGUUAGCGCGUGAUUUGGGAGUGUUGAAUCGUCGCCUGUGACUUCACGUGGAGUCUCAGGCAAGUUAAAGAAGGUGUUUAAGGGUAUGUCUUAAUUCCAUGGGCUACAUCCUUUACCCACUGAAAACUAAGACUCAGUCCCCCUCUGCAUCUCAUAUCUCAACAUAGUGUUAUCAUCCAUUUUGAGGACUAUCACAGUUCUUUUUCUCAAACAUUCCUGCAGGAUUAAAGAAGUAUUUCUGAUUUUGAUCAAGUAAAAGGCUGCCUGUGUCCAGAAAUGUUGAACAAGCCAAAGGUUUUUAAAAGAUUCAUCGAAUCCCCAGUUUUGGUUACUUUCAGUAUCUUUCACUGCGUUUCUGUUUAGAUGUCUAAUAGUUUGUUGCGUAUUUACUCCACACAGCCAACAUCAACACUGUUUCUGGAUUAUCAGGAACACUGAAAACUUCAGUUUGUUUCUGUUACAAGUGCCUCAUGUGUUGUUUUCUAAAAGGAUGGAUGGUACUGUGUAUCUCGACUUGAUAAAGUAAAUAAAAUAAGCUGAUAUCCAUGA
Molecule: messenger RNA, 4746 nt
Organism: Notolabrus celidotus (New Zealand spotty)
Lineage: Eukaryota; Metazoa; Chordata; Actinopteri; Labriformes; Labridae
Product: coatomer subunit beta'-like
Exons: 22
Coding region: 132-3905 (1257 amino acids)
Biological process (GO): retrograde vesicle-mediated transport, Golgi to endoplasmic reticulum; endoplasmic reticulum to Golgi vesicle-mediated transport; intracellular protein transport
Cellular component (GO): COPI vesicle coat
Molecular function (GO): structural molecule activity; protein binding
Source: RefSeq, a predicted model, not a curated record